This is a messenger RNA of Drosophila nasuta, 890 nucleotides long. Its product is annotated as larval cuticle protein 1-like. The record is from RefSeq and is a predicted model, not a curated record. Bases 126 to 515 code for a protein of 129 amino acids. Gene Ontology annotation, cellular component: chitin-based extracellular matrix. NCBI's taxonomy places the organism in Eukaryota, Metazoa, Arthropoda, Insecta, Diptera, Drosophilidae. Gene Ontology annotation, molecular function: structural constituent of chitin-based larval cuticle. The transcript is spliced from 2 exons.
AUUUGCUUUCGCACUUCAGCUGAAAACGUGAUGACUUUCGAAAAUAAGUAUAAAAAGCUAGACGAUGUUGAGCUAGAUUAUCAGUCAAAGUUGGUUUCCCGAUCGAUAACUGCACAAUAUUCAAAAUGUUCAAAAUCUUGAUGAUCUGCGCUAUUGUCGGCCUGGCCGCAGCCUUCCCAGAGGGAACCCCUGAUGAAGUCAUCCAUCGCAGUGAAGAUGUGCGCGCUGAUGGUUUUGAGUCCAAACUGGAGCUCACUAAUGGCAUCAAUGAGCGGCGUUCGGGUGAUGAGCAUGGCAACAUCAAGGGCAGCUUCAACUAUACCUCCCCCGAAGGCGAGCAUGUCUUGAUCACUUAUGUGGCUGAUGAGAACGGUUACCAACCAUCUGGCGCUGUUCUGCCAACCCCCCCACCAAUUCCAGUUGAGAUCCAAAGGGCUCUUGAGUGGAUCGCUCUUCACCCUUAUGUUGAGAAGGAGGAGACCGAAACCGAGGCCGAGGAAGAGAAAGAGGAAUAAUCUUUCCGUGAUCUAACCUUUAAAUUCUAACUUAUUGGACGAUGAUGACGAUGAUCGAUUAAUAUUUAAGUUUUCCAUCCUUGAUUCUGUAUUUUAUAAGUCUAUACAAAUACAAGCAGCAAAUUGCUAAUAGCAACAAUAUGAAAGUAUUUCUUAUAUGUCAAUUCAGAAACUGACGUUGCAUACUUUGCAUUCUUUUGCUGACGUCAAGCAAAUUAAUUAUUUCAAACAGAGCGGCAGUCUUUAUUGAAGCUUGAUUCUUUUGUUCACACAAUUGAAAAUCAAGAAUAUGGAAGAAAAAAAGCUAUCGAAAAAUAUGUAUAAGUGAACUACGUUUAAUAUUUAUCAAUCACUGAAGGCUAAAUUUGAAUCUAG